AUGGUCGUCGACAGCUCGAACUAUAUAUCCUUCGAAUCUAGGGCAUGGGUGCCCAUUCUGCGUGAAGAUACUUGGAAUAUGCGGCCUGAUCUGAAGGAAAAUACCGACAAUGAGGAGACAGGACAAAGACCCAGUCACUUAACACGGCUUACCACCGUUCCCGUUCGAAUUACAAGACUCCUCAGCAAAGCUCUGAAGAAUUGUUUCUCCUGGCAUCCUCAUUCCUGGACUCAGAAGCUUUUGACCUGGAAGCAAUGGAUUCAAAACUCCCAGCCAAAGUACGAGGCUAAUCCUGCUGCCACCUGGGUUAGGUUUUUUGAGAAGGUUGACCUCGAAUAUCUUGAUUACCCAAAAUACAAAAGCCACCUGCAGUUAGUUACCGCGGACUAUCUCCCAGAUGAUCUUAUUGCUGCUCCUGCGUAUGGACAGGUUGGAGCUAUCAUUGCAGCUGCAGCAGCGACAGGUGCUCAAGUCAAGAUGACUGACGACAAGUCUCUUUAUCCAGUAAUUCUUGGGCGGCAAUUCCAGUUCGACUUCCGGCAGCACCCUACCCUUGGUACUAUCGGUGCAUACGCACACACCCGGACGACCUAA
Molecule: messenger RNA, 594 nt
Organism: Colletotrichum lupini
Lineage: Eukaryota; Fungi; Ascomycota; Sordariomycetes; Glomerellales; Glomerellaceae
Exons: 3
Coding region: 1-594 (197 amino acids)
Source: RefSeq, a predicted model, not a curated record